UUUGAGAGAAAAAAAUGGAAUCAACAGAAAAAGAGAGUAAAAAUGGAAUAUAUUCUCCAUCUCUCUCCUCCACAACUGGCUAUUAUUAGAGGAUUGUGGUAUUGUUUCCAACCAUUAGUAGUGUUUUGUUAAGAGUGGUAUUGAAGUCAUUAGUAGUGUUUUCAUUCAAUAGUAAUGUUUCGUAAUCGUAAUAGGAUUUUCAAAUUAUCAUCGCAGAAUCAUAAUCCAACCAAUUAUAGUGUUUCUAUAUCGUAAUUAGUAGUACUUGAAACCAAUAGAAAAUUGAAUUUAUUACUACUACCUAGAAAAUAGACUAUUAUGCUAUAAAUGCUAUGAAAACACUACAUAGGAAACAUUGCUACUACUAAAAAAUUGCUACUAAUUAGACAAAUUGCUACUACUAAAAACAUACUAUUUACUACUUCAAUCAGACAAAUUGCUACUACUAAAAAAUUACUGCUACAUCCCAAAACCUUCUUAUCUCCUUGCAUGCACAUUGCAAGUUCACGAUCGAGGUUGUCGCUGAAAAAAGACAAAACAAAAGCAACCCUUAUUAUUAGUUGCAUUUAUGCAAACUGCUACACACAAAAGCCUCCAUACCCAUUCAAUUCUGAAACUAACAAAGCUUAAAGCAAGACGGUAUGCUUAAAAUUACUAACAAAACACUACUAACUUUUCAAAACAUAAAUAUAUAAAAAUGCUACGAAAUCAAAUUAACAAAGUAGAUAUGAAGGCACAACAUUACAAUUCAUUGUGAAACACUACUGCCUACUGUAAAACAUAUCAGUACCCAUGAAAUGCCUACCACAUUAAACAAAUACAUCAUAAAUCACGACAUCAAAUUUUAUUAAUACACUACUACCUUUGUGAACCCUACUUUUGUCAAUAUGGUUACAUUGAUAUCAAAGCAGCCGAUAAAAAAGGUGGACCAUAAAACUGGAAUUUCGGAGUUGAAAAACACUACGCAACGCCCUCGCAUGCACCGAUCGGCGAGACCGAAGAGUAACCCGCCGAGACCGGAGAUCAAAUUGCAUGUUAACUCCGGCGAGAUUGACUCCGGCGACGGAGACGCAGGGGAGGUGGGAGAGGACGGGGAAGAUGGUGGAGGCGAGGGCGAUGAAGCAGAGGGGAGCUAAUGCGGUGGCGAAUCGGGCGAGUUUGAAUUAAAAAACGGCGAGACAUGAUCUGGAGGCACAGACGGCUGGCGAUGGAUGCGAAGAUGGGAGAGCAGAUUGUUCUGUCGAUUGGGAAGCUCGCUUGAUGAAAGAGAAACAGGAGAAUGAAGAGGAAAAUGGGCAGGAAAGAAAAAGGAAGGGGCGGAUUGUUGGGCACAAAAUCCGCACACAAUUACGGCAAAAUCUGAGAUCAUGUGAUGACGUCAAUUACAAAGUUUAUUUACCCAAAACACCCCUAAGAGCAAACAACCAUUGGACGUCAUUUUUGUGGUGAUGGGUGAGUUAAUCACCGUGCUAACACACUACAUAGUUAGCAAGCCAUCCCAUGCCAUGUAUAUGAUUUUGUUUGGUUAGGCAAACAUGUGUCUUAGUUAUUAUUAUUAUUAUUUUGCUGUCCUAUUAAACAUAUUUAUUAGUACCAGCUGCCACCUGGCUAUGUCAUUAAAUAAGACACAAGGGCCACAAAGGAGACGUAAAUAAGAAGACCAAGAAGAAAAAAAAGAAAGAAAGUGAAGUAGCCAAGAAAUUUCACCAAAAUAAAACCAUCAACCCAAAAUAGAGUACUUAACAAAUUAAUUAAUGAAGAAAAAUUAGUAAAAAAAAAAAAAAUCGACCAUGACGAAAACAAGCAUAAUAUACACUAUAGUGGCCAAGAUAUCAGCUGUGUGCAUUGAAUUAUGUUGUUCAUCAAAUGUAAAAAAAUCAAAGUUCAUAACUUUUGUAGACUACACAAAUUGCAAUUUGCAAAUGACAAAUUUGCAUAUUGAAAUAAGACAAACAUGAAGGGAAAGAUAACACAAAGAAUCAUUCCUAUCUACUUUGUUGUCGCUUAGUAGUUAGUAGUUCAACCAUAUUUCCACGAUAUUUCUAUUCAUUUUUUUCGUCAUUUAAUGGACAUUAACAUGUGGAAGUAAAAAUCAAUGACGGCUUGACAAACUUUACGAUAUAAGAAAAGAGUCCAGGUUUCAAGGUCUAGGAGGGUUAAAAUAUAGGCAACAUUUGUUAUGUGAAUUCACUCUUUAUAUCUUAAUCGCUUUCUCUUAAAAAAAUUUCCUCAAUGAUUGGACGAACACAUUUGAUUUGGUUGGAAAUUGGAACGGAUAGAGAUAAUUCGAGUUAAAUACUGAUAACCGAAAUAAAAGUGUAGUUAUAUGGAAUAUUAUUGACUUAAUACUUAAUAGCCACCAUGACCACCACCUAUUCAACCCAACUUUCAUGUACUUCUCCACCGACUGGUAUAAUCCAUCUCCAUCCUGUCUUCAACCUCGUUAUCUACACCAGUAACUUGGCUCAGAGAUUCAGGAGGAUUUACAACGCUCGUCAACCAACUUCGACAAAAUAUACCCUAACGAUAACAUAAAGGCGACAACUAUGGGUGUAUAUGGGUCGGGUGGUCUGGGUUUAGUCAUUUUAAUCACUCCGUCCAUGCAUUACGGUUUGGAAAAUAUUAAACCCAAAUCCACCCUAAAAAAAUUUAAACCCUACGGUUGAUUUUUAAUUGGGUUGAGUUGGGUUGGCGAUAUUUUUAAGUAAAAAUCCAACCCAACAGAAAAUAUAUAAUUAUUCUACACCAUAAAAGUAUUUAUAACUAAUUAAAAUUUCAAACGAAUAAACCGAGGGGAAAGGUAUCAAAAUUCACAAAUGUUGUUUGAAUUUUAAUUUAAUGCGAUUUACUUCAACAUAUGUCUAGUUUUUUUUCACGAUAUUUGUUGAAAUAGGCUAAAAAGGUUAUAAACAAAGGAAUCCAUAAUAUGUUAUUCUAUUAAAAUUGUACACAAGAAAAAGGAUUACGUGAAUCAUAACUAUAUUAAAUUUAUGUUUAAACU
Linum trigynum is the source of this 3001-nucleotide messenger RNA. NCBI's taxonomy places the organism in Eukaryota, Viridiplantae, Streptophyta, Magnoliopsida, Malpighiales, Linaceae. The record is from the annotation of a GenBank genome assembly.